Messenger RNA from Echinops telfairi (small Madagascar hedgehog), 4013 nucleotides. It is a transcript of the gene IGSF9, whose product is annotated as immunoglobulin superfamily member 9. The coding region runs from base 196 to 3720 and encodes 1174 amino acids. Gene Ontology annotation, biological process: cell-cell adhesion. The transcript has 20 exons. The record is from RefSeq and is a predicted model, not a curated record. Gene Ontology annotation, molecular function: protein binding. NCBI's taxonomy places the organism in Eukaryota, Metazoa, Chordata, Mammalia, Afrosoricida, Tenrecidae.
AUGGUUCUCCCGAGAAGAGCUUCCCCUGGUGGUCAAUGAGUCAAGCCCUAACUCUCGAGAGGAGUGAGACCUGAAACCCGUUCCCUGAGGCCCACCAGAGCAACCUUCCCAGCUUGCUGGGCUGCAGCCAUCCCUCGGCCCCUCCGUCUGGGCCUCUGUGGACAGGGGGGGCCAGGAGAGCAGGCCAGCCGGGCUAUGGUUUGGUGCCUCAGUCUGGCCAUCUUCAGCCUGGUCAUCAGCCAGGGGGCUGACGGUCGAGGGAAACCUGAGGUGGUGUCAGUGGUGGGCCGGGCUGGGGAGAGCACCGUGCUAGGCUGUGACCUGCCCACGGCUGGCCGGCCCCCGCUGCAUGUCGUCGAGUGGCUGCGCUUUGGAUUCCUGCUGCCCAUCUUCAUCCAGUUUGGUCUCUACUCCCCCCGCAUCAACCCUGAUUACGUGGGGCGUGUCCGGCUGCAAAAGGGGGCAUCUCUCCAAAUCGAGGGCCUCCGGGCCGAAGACCAGGGCUGGUACGAGUGCCGAGUGCUCUUCCUGGACCAGCACCGCCCCGAGGACGACUUUGCCAACGGCUCCUGGGUGCAUCUCACCGUCAACUCGCCCCCACAAUUCCAAGAGACACCACCCCCUGUGCUGGAAGUGCGGGAGCUGGAGCCCGUCACCCUGCGUUGUGUGGCCCGCGGGAGCCCCAAGCCACAUGUGACUUGGAAGCUCCGAGGACAGGACCUUGGCCAGGGCCAGGUGCAGAAUGGUACGCUGUGGAUCCAGAAGGUGGAGCGGGGCAGCUCUGGCGUCUACACCUGCCAAGCCUCCAGCACCGAGGGCAGCGCUACCCACGCCACCCAGCUCCUGGUGCAAGGACCCCCAGUCAUUGUGGUGCCCCCCCAGAACAGCACGGUCAAUGCCUCCCAGGACGUGUCCCUGGCCUGCCAGGCCGAGGCGUAUCCUGCAAACCUCACCUACAGCUGGUUCCAAGACGGCGUCAACGUCUUCCACAUCAGCCGCCUGCGGUCCCGGGUGCGGAUCCUGGUGGAUGGGAGCCUGCGGUUGCAGGCGGCUGCACCCGACGAUGCCGGCCGCUAUAGCUGUGUGCCCAGCAAUGGCCUCCUGCGCCCGCCUUCGGCCUCGGCCUACCUCACCGUGCUCUACCCAGCCCAGGUGAUAGCCAUGCCUCCUGAGACACCCCUGCCAGUCGGCAUGCCAGGGGUGAUCCGUUGUCCUGUUCGUGCCAACCCCCCGCUGCUCUUUGUCAGCUGGACCAAGGACGGCCGGACCCUGCAGCUGGACCAGUUCCCAGGCUGGUCCCAGGACACAGAAGGCUCACUGAUCAUUGCCCUGGGAAACGAGGAUGCCCUGGGAGACUACUCCUGCACCCCCUACAACAGUCUUGGCACUGCAGGCCCCUCCCCGGUCACCCAUGUGCUGCUCAAGGCUCCCCCAGCUUUUAUAGAACGACCCAAGGAGGAAUAUUUCCAGGAAGUAGGGCGGGAGCUACUCAUCCCCUGCUCUGCCCAAGGAGACCCUCCUCCUGCUAUCUCCUGGACCAAGGUGGGCCGGGGGCUUCAGGGACAGGCCCAGGUGGACAGCAACAGCAGCCUGAUUCUACGGCCACUGACCAAGGAGGCCCACGGGCGUUGGGAGUGCAGUGCCAGCAAUGCUGUCGCCCGAGUGGCCACCUCCACGAAUGUCUACGUGCUGGGAACCAGCCCCCACGUUGUCACCAAUGUGUCCGUGGUGCCUUUGCCCAAGGGUGCCAACGUCUCCUGGGAGCCUGGCUUCGAUGGUGGCUAUCUGCAGAGAUUCAGCGUCUGGUACACCCCAUUAGCCAAGCGUCCUGAUCGAGCCCACUAUGACUGGGUGUCCAUGGCAGUGCCCGUGGGAGCUGCUUACCUCCUAGUGCCAGGGCUGCAGCCCCACACCCAGUACCAGUUCAGCAUCCUGGCACAGAACAAGCUGGGCAGUGGGCCCUUCAGCGAGAUUGUCUUGUGUGCCCCUGAAGGCCUUCCUACCACACCAGCUGCCCCCAGGCUUCCUCCAACAGAGGCGUCGCCUCCCCUGUCCCCUCCCCGAGCUCUGGUGGCAGUGAGGACACCUCGGGGGGUGCUCCUGCAUUGGGACCCCCCAGAACUGGUCCCCAAGAAGUUAGAUGGCUACGUGCUGGAGGGCCGGCAAGGCGCCCAGGGCUGGGAGGUGCUAGACAGGGCCGUGAGAGGCACGGAGACGCAGUUGCUGGUUCCAGGGCUCAUCAAGGAUGUCCUCUAUGAAUUCCGCCUGGUGGCCUUUGCCGGCAACUAUGUCAGCGAUCCCAGCAACACGGCCAACGUCUCCACUUCUGGCCUGGAAGUGUACCCCUCACGCACCCAGCUGCCCGGCCUGCUGCCCCAUCAGGCCAACUUGUUCUUCCCACUUGGGUGCCUCCGGCGUGAAGCUGGGCGCCUCACUUGGGUGAUGGAGUUGGCGCCUAGGCCCCCCGAGGAGCUUAUCCUUUGCCUGUGGUCUACUGCCCUCACAGACCCACCUCUGAUCUUCUCUCCGCCCCGGAAAUUGGCUCCGCACUCUGCUCCGGGCUCUGGCAGCCCCGACAGCGUGGCGAAGCUGAAGCUCCAGGGCUCCCCAGCACCCAGCCUGCGCCAGAGUCUGCUCUGGGGAGAGCCUUCCGGACCCCCCAGCCCUCCUCCAGAUCCUCCACCGAACAGGGGCCCCUUACCCUUGGAGACCAUUUGCCGGGGCCCAGAUGGGCGCUUUGUGAUGGGACCCAGCAUGGGAGCUUCCCAAGAAAAGUCAGGCCCAGAGCGGCCCGGGUCUCGAACCCCAGCCCUUCGUCAAGUGCAGGCCUUUGACUGCAGCAGCAGCAGCCCCCGGGGGGCCACCCAGCCCCUCUGCAUUGCCGAUAUCAGCCCUGUAGGCUUGUCUCCGGCAGCCCCUCCUACCCCCCUGACAGGCCGAGGCCCCCUGCUCCAGUACCUGAGCCUGCCCUUCUUCCGGGAGAUGAACGUGGAUGGGGACUGGCCUCCCCUGGAGGACCCCAGCGCUGCCCCACCCCCAGAUUACAUGGACACCCAGCCCUGCCCUACGUCAUCUCUCCUUCGCCCCCUGGACUCGCCCCUUGUCUCCCCCAGAACUGUGUUCCCUGGGGCCCUGGUAGGGAUUGGUGCUGCCCCAGAGCCCCCUUACACAGCACUGGCUGACUGGACCCUGAAGGAGAGGCUGCUUCCCAGCCUCCUUCCCGCUGCCCCCAGGGGCAGCCUCACCAGCCAGAGCAGUGGGAGGGGCAGCGCUUCCUUCCUGCGCCCCCCCUCCACAGCCCCCUCUGCAGGAGGCAGCUACCUCAGCCCGGCUCCAGGGGACACCAGCAGCUGGGCCAGUGUCCCUGAGAGGUGGCCCCGACGGGAACACGUGGUGACAGUCAGCAAGAGGAGGAACACGUCUGUGGAUGAGAACUAUGAGUGGGACUCAGAAUUUCCUGGGGAUAUGGAACUGCUGGAGACCCUGCACCUGGGCUUGGCAAGCCCCCAGCCUCGAUUUGAAGCUGAGCCAGAGCUAGGCACUAAGACCCCGGAUGAAGGCUGCCCCCUGAAUGCUGCUCAUGCUGCUGGCCCCGAGGCCCGCUGCGCUGCCCUUCGAGAGGAAUUCCUGGCCUUCCGCCGCCGCCGAGAUGCCACUCGGGCCCGCUACCCAAUCUAUCGGCAGCCAGCACCCCACCCUGAGCAGGCCACUUUGCUGUGAUCACCCUUGGUGUGACGCUGGGCACAGGCUCAUGGACCCUGCAAAGGAUGCCUCCAAGACCUAGCCCCAGUCUGGGGCCCUCCCCCAACCCUUGGUGCCAUGACACAGACUCUGGUGGUGGGCUUGGGCAGGGUUUGAUACGAGACAUAGGUGCAUCUUGGGAUUGGUUCUUAGGUCUGCCUCUUUGUGGGAUGUGUGUGUGUGUGUGUGUGUGUGUGUGUAUGUGUGUGUGUGUUUUGCUUGUAGUGUGGGUGAGGUUUUUUACAGGUGAAUAAAAAAAUCUGAAAAAUGUA